AUGGAGACUGAUGCACCAAAUGAUGGUGACGUGCUGCUGGAGUUCCGUGCUGGGAGGAUGACUGUCAGUGGCAGCACUGUGAAACCCGACCCUCGCAAGGGCCUGUUCCGACUUAUCAGGACAGAGGACCUACUGCUGCAUCUACAGUGGCUGGAUCGCACCACCCAAGCUGUGGAGGAGGACAUGGUGGUGUUCCCAGACGAAGCUAAAUUCGAAAAGGUGUCCCAGUCCAGUGGGCGAGUGUAUGUGCUCUCCUUCAAUGAAGAUGACCGCAAGCUCUUCUUCUGGAUGCAGGAGCCCAAGGCACACAACGACGAGCACCAUUGCUCCGAAGUCAACCGGAUACUGAAUGAAGCAUGGUUGCUAGAGGAGGACGACCGGGUGCUGGAUGCGGCAAUGAUGGACUCUGAAGCAGAUGCGUUCGCAGAGAACGAGGAGGGCCACCUGGGGGAGGUGGAUAUGCACGACGACGGGGAUAGCCACCAGAUUACAGGACAGGCGCCUGCAGCAGUACAGCAGCCCAGACCAGCUGGCAGCAGUGGUGCUGUGCCUGCCGGGUCACAAGGGGCGUCCGGUCUUGGUGAGCUGAGAGGCAAUGCGGGAGGAGGUGGAUCAGCAGCAGGUGGAACUCUGGGUGCCAGUGGCGCUGGCAGUGCUGCUGGUGCUCCUGGUGCUGGUGGUGGUGGGAGAGUUGGGGGACCAGUGCAGUUGGCACAGUUGCAGAGCAUUCUGGCGGGUCUGGGCCAAAUACAAGUUCCGCAACACUUGAGAGCGAGGAGCAUGAAGCUCACGGACAUUCUCAAGCCUGAUGUACUGAUGAGUACUCUCAGCGAUGGCACAGUGCAGCAGAGACUGGCUGAGUUCCUCCCACCUGAGCUGAGAAAGCCGGAAGAUAUGCGGCAACUGGUGCUGAGCCCGCAGUUUCAACAGCAGCUGGAAGCGUUUUCUGAGGUGUUGCUUGCUGGAAAGAUUGACCUCUCGCAGUUUGGCAUCGACGUGAGCAAGU
This is a messenger RNA of Closterium sp. Yama58-4, 1006 nucleotides long. The record is from the annotation of a GenBank genome assembly. Lineage: Eukaryota; Viridiplantae; Streptophyta; Zygnematophyceae; Desmidiales; Closteriaceae.